Molecule: messenger RNA, 435 nt
Organism: Lottia gigantea (owl limpet)
Lineage: Eukaryota; Metazoa; Mollusca; Gastropoda; Lottiidae
Exons: 3
Cellular component (GO): myosin complex
Molecular function (GO): cytoskeletal motor activity; ATP binding
Source: RefSeq, a predicted model, not a curated record
AGACCAAGUGAAACAGAUGAUUUAGCUUUACUGUCGAUAUUAGAUGAGAAAACUAUAGUAGAAAAUUUGAAGCAAAGAUAUAUCAAAAAUGAAUUUUAUACGUAUAUUGGUGACAUAUUAUUGUUUAUUAACCCGUUUAAAACUGUCGAUAUCUAUGGAAAAUCGGAUCACAAACAGUACACCAAUGUUUCAGUCCGCAGUAACUUAAAACCCCACAUAUUCUGGAUAGCCGAUCACACGCAUCUUCGCAUGCUUAGUUCACACAAAAGUCAAAAUAUAGUUGUCAGUGGAGAAUCGGGAUCUGGAAAAACAGAAAGUGUGAAGCAUAUGAUAAGCCAUGUCACUUAUAAGAGUGAGAGCAUUCAUCCAUUUUUGGACGUCAAAAUAAAUGAGGUUAGAAACAAUAUUUCUUUGUGUUGGUAUACUUUUUUGUAA